UUUAGAGACGAGGAAAAACUUGAGACGGGAAAAUCUAUUUCAUUAGAGCUUUUGAAAGCAAUAGAAAAAUCAAGGUUUGCAAUUGUCAUUCUUUCAAGAAACUAUGCAUCUUCUACAUGGUGUUUGGAUGAACUUGUAAAGAUCAUUAGGUGCAUGAAAGAAAUGAAGAUGAUGGUUCUACCAAUUUUUUAUGAUGUGGAUCCAUCUACUAUACGAAAACAAAUGGGUACUUUUGCCCAAGCCUUUGCUAAACAUGAAGAAAAUUUCAAGGACUGCAUAGACAAGGUGCAAGCAUAGAGAACUGCUUUAAGAGAAGUAGCCAAUCUCAAAGGAUGGCAUGUACAAGAUAGGCCUGAGUCACAAAUUAUCCAGAGCAUUGUGGGAGAAUUGUGGCAUAAAUUAAGUUAUGCAUUCUCAGAAUGUACCGAAAACCUAGUAGGAAUAAUUUCUCGAGUGGAGAAAUUGGAGUCAUGUUUGGAUUUAGGGUCAAACAAUAUUCGCAUGGUGGGUAUUUGGGGGAUGGGAGGAAUCGGUAAAACAACUCUUGCUAGAGUUGUUUUUCGUAAGAUUUCAAAUAACUUUGAAGGUUGUUGUUUUCUUGCUAAUGUUAGGGGAGUUUGUGAAAAAGAUGGUUUAGUUCGAUUACAACAACAACUCAUUCUUCAAAUUUUGAAUGAAAAUAUGGGUGUAGAAGAUGUUAAUGAAGGAGUUUUUGUGAUCAAGAACAGGUUACGUCAUAAAAAAAUUCUUCUCGUUCUUGAUGAUGUAGAUCAAUUAGACCAAUUAAACAAGUUAGCAGGGGAUCAUAUAUGGUUUGGUUUAGGUAGUAGAGUUAUCAUAACAACAAGAGAUAAGCAUUUGCUACAGACCCUUGGAGUAGAUGAAAUAUAUGAGGCUAAUGGAUUGACUCAUGAUGAAUCUCUUCAUCUUUUGAGUUUGAAAGCAUUUAAAAAAGAUCAUCCACCCAAAGAAUAUCGAGAGUUGUCCAGAGGUUUUGUAUAUUAUGCUAAUGACCUUCCUUUAGCUAUUGAGAUUUUGGGUUCUUUUUUGUUUGGUAGAAGUAUCCAUCAAUGGAAAAGUACAUUAAAUAGACUAAAACAGUUUCCUGAAAAAGAUAUUCUCCAAGUACUUAGAAUAAGUUUUGAAGGACUACAUGAAACAGAGAUGGAAAUAUUCCUAAAUAUUGCUUGUUUCUUUAAUCAUAAGAAGAAAAAAGAUGUAGUAGAAAUACUAAAUUAUCUUGACCUUUUUCCAGAUAUUGGAUUGGGGGUUCUUUUUGAUAAAUCUCUUGUUAAAUUUGAUGAUUUUACCUUGUGGAUGCAUGAUUUGCUUCAUGAAAUGGGCAAGAACAUAAUUUAUGAAGAGUGUCCUAAAGAGCCGGGAAAACGUGGCAAACUGUGGUUGUUUAAGGACAUUAACGAUGUACUGACAGAAAAUACGGGAACAAAAGCAAUUCAAGGCAUAGUCUUAAAGUUGCAUAAACAAAAAGAGGCAUAUUGGAAUCCUGAAUCCUUUUCAAAGGUUCAUGAUCUUAAAUUGCUCAUAAUUGAUAACGUUCACCUUUUGCACGAGCCCAAAUAUCUUCCUAAUGCCUUGAGAUUUCUUGACUGGAGUGAAUUCCCUUCAAAAUAUUUUCCACCAAGUUUCCAACAAAAGUCUUUUGAUAGUUUGAAGUUCAUCAAAUUGAAGGAAUCACUAAAAUUGAUUGAAACUCCUGACUUCAACGAAAUCCCAAAUCUUGAGAAAUUGGAUCUUGAGGGUUGUAUAAAUUUACGUUCCUUGCACCCAUCAAUUGGAGUUCAUCAAAAACUCACUUUUCUUAACCUAGGAGGUUGCAAAAACCUCAGAAGUCUUCCAAGCAAGUUUGAAAUUGAGUCUCUUGAGAUCUUUAUUCUUUCUGGUUGCUCAAAUUUAAAAAGAAUUCCGGAGUUUGGAGAAAAUAUGGAAAGUGUAUCAAGGCUUUACUUAGAUGGCAUUGCUAUUACAAAAUUACCCACAUCAAUUGGGAAUUUGACUGGCCUUGCUUCAUUGAAUCUAAAAGAUUGCAAAAACCUCAAAAGUCUUCCAAGCAAGUUUGAAAUGGAGUUUCUUGAGAUCCUUAUUCUUUCUGGUUGUCCAAAUUUAAAAAGAAUUCCAGAGUUUGGAGAAAAUAUGAAAAAUGUAUCAGAGCUUUACUUGGAUGGAACUGCUAUUACAAAAUUACCAACAUCAAUUGAAAAUUUGACUGGGCUUGUUUCAUUGAAUGUAAAAGAUUGCAAAAAUCUCAUGUCUCUUCCUAGUACCUUUUUUAAUAUGAAAUGGCUCAAAGAUCUCAAUCUUUCUGGAUGCUCAAAACUACCGGAAAACUUGGUGAUUGAGAAAAGGGUAGAAGAGGUUGAUGUGAGUGGAACUGCCACAGGUCUUAUGGCUUAUUCCAAUACUAUUUUUCAAACUCUUAAAACACUAGCUUUGGGUGGAUUUAAGCGGAGAAGUCCCAAUCACAUGGGCUUGUUACCGACUUCUUUAUGGGGCUUGUGUUCUUUGACCCGUCUGAAUCUAAGUUAUUGCAAUCUCAAUGCAAUCCCCAAUGAUAUUUGUCGCUUAUUCUCUUUAGAAGAUUUAUGUCUAAGCGGCAAUAAUUUUAGUUGCCUUCCGGAAAACAUUGCUCAACUAUCUAGGUUGUAUCAGUUGGAGGUGAACAAUUGUACGAGUCUUCUAUCAUUGCCAAAGCUUCCAUUAAAUAUUAUUUAUAUUGAGGUGAACAAUUGUACCUCACUAGAAACGCUACCAGAUCUAUUACCAUCAAAUUCUCCAUUAGGGCUUUCCCUCCACCUUACAAAUUGCAGUAAAUUGGCUGAGAAUCAAGGCUUCAUUGACAAUGGAUUCCUGUUAUUUGCAGCGAUAAUAAGUUCCUUUCGGUGCCAUCGCCGCUUCUACAGUUAUGAUAGUGUUAUCCCUGGAAGUGAAAUUCCAAAGUGGUUUACGCAUCAAAGUAUUGGGGAUGAGGUUAGUAUUCAAGAACCUAAUUCUCUUUUGUGUAAUGAGUGGAUCAGGAUUGCUGUUUGCGCUGUAUUUUGUUCUCAUCCACAUCACCAAAUCCCCGAAGAAGGUUCACUUACCUGUUGGUUGAGAGUUAACGGAAAAGAAAUGAAUAAUAAUACAAGCACGCUCAACUUUGUUCCUUUAUCGGAUCACACUUGGCAACUUAUUUUGCGUCCUCAAUUCUACGAAUGCAAUGCAAAUGAAGAAAUGAAGAAAUCAUUGUGCGAAUGCGAUGCAAAUGGAUUCAGUCAGAUUGGAAUUAGAAUUGAUUCUCAUUACGGUGAAUAUAACUUUUAUCAGUCAGAUUGGAAGGAGAGACUGAUAAAUUGCUUUAUGAUAAAGAAGUGCGGGUUGCGAAUGGUAUACAAGAAAGACGUUGAAGAUCUUAAUUUCGACAAUUCGUCGGCAGCGGCAGCGGCAGCGGAAGGUUACAAAGCCAAGCUCUAAUUACGAACCUCACCCAAAAAGGAUUGAAAGAGUCACGAAAUUUAUGGGUGAGGAACUGUGAGGAAUCAAGUGAGAACAAGGAAAGUGCUGAAGAGCUAGGUGAUUGAAGGUUAAUCAACUUUUUUCUCUGCAUGGAUGAAGAGCUGGACGAAGGGAGGGAGUUUUAGGGAUCUUAAAGCACUUCUCAUUUUCCUUUUUCUCUAUUUUAUGGGUAACUUACAGUUCAAAAAACAAAGAAAAGCCUUGAUAGUAGCAGGAUAAGUAAGUGUAGACCUUUAGAGAGAAGGACAUGCAGGGGAUCCAAGCUUCUUUUGAAAAAAUAGAGAAGGUGGAUGGAUUCCCUGCAGAGUCUAUAUCCCUAGCAACCCUUGCCCCUAAAUUCUUUGUGAACAUUAGCUUGGAUAACAUGCAGCAAACUUUGAAUCUUAUACUUUUCUGCUUGUGCUGUUUUGGUUCCUUCGUUUCAAAAUGUAUGAAAAAAGAAUGGCAAGACAAAGAACUUUGUGGUGUUUUGAAUGCAGUAGAAAUCAUGUGCUGGAAAGCAAGUAAACAUUGAAACUGGAAGCUUUUACUGCCAAAGGUAUAUAGAUUUAUUGUUCUAUCCCCUGUUCUUUUCUUACAUUCAGAACUAGGCUUCUAGGUUGUCCUUAUUUAAAAGUCCAUAAGUACAAGCUCAUUAGUACAGGCAUGACACAUUGACAGGUAGUUCAAACUGAAUAAACUAGAAUUCUAAUUCUUAUAUAUUUCCUUCUUGUCCUUUCCAUAUAAUAUGGUUUGCUUUAUGUUAAAGUAUGCAAAGGGGUUUUGUUUGUUUGAAACUGUUAACAGGCUCUUUUUUUUUGUUUGAUCUGUCCACAAGAGCUGGCUGAUCAGUGGAAAUUUAAAGAACUUAAAGUUCUUCUAGGUAGCUAACAGUUAAGAACUAAAGGAUAGCAUCCACAGUAGUAAAAUACGCAAAGUCCAGACCUUUAUAGAAUCUUCCAACUGGCAACCAAUCCUGCUUGAGAAGAGCUGCAAGGGUAGAAGAACGAAAUGGAGGGGUCAGUUUUGAUUGUAAACAUAAAGAUGGGUCCAUUUCUGGUUGUUUGAGCUGGACUAGGGAGGCUGGAAUAGAAGUAACACAGAGGUGGCAGAUUGAUGAAGGACAUUCAGAUGUUUAGGAACCAGUUGACAGAUGUUUUGGGUUUGGAGAGGAGUUCAUACGUCUUCUGACAGAGCCUCAAUCUCCAGCAACCAUUGCUUCUAACUUCUUUAUGAACUUUAGCUUCGAUAACAAAGUUGUUGAAUAGAAUUGUACAAUAGUUGUUGAUGAUUCUGCUUUCUUUAAACGGCACAGUUUUUACUAAUUAAAUGCCACGACAGUAGAGUGACGCCCUUUCAUUAAUUUGAUAGUUUUCGCUUGAUAGCUGUUGGUCCUUUCCAGUUGUCAAUGCCUCGUUGGCUCCACGUUAUUUGUAAAUUUUGUUAUGGCCACAAUGGCUAGUUUGUUAGUUAAUUAGUCUGCUAGAUCAGUUUAGGCAGUUUCCGAGAAGUUAAUUCCUGGCUAAUCCUGUAGCCUCUAUUUUGUACAUAAUUGCAUAUAUAAACAAGUAAAUUUGGGUCGAGUGCCUAGAGUGCACCCGAUCUAUUGCAAUGACAACACGUGGUCAAAACUGAAACACAUGUUACCAUCACAAUAGAUUCAGUGCCCUGGUUGUAAACAGAUCUCUAUUUCUAAUUAUCAUUGAGUGAACUUCAUUUUUCCUCAA
Messenger RNA from Quercus robur (English oak), 5216 nucleotides. Its product is annotated as disease resistance protein RUN1-like. The record is from RefSeq and is a predicted model, not a curated record. Gene Ontology annotation, biological process: defense response. NCBI's taxonomy places the organism in Eukaryota, Viridiplantae, Streptophyta, Magnoliopsida, Fagales, Fagaceae. Bases 502 to 3468 code for a protein of 988 amino acids. Gene Ontology annotation, molecular function: ADP binding; protein binding. The transcript has 10 exons.